CAUCGAUACAUCAUGCGGGUGAAAAUACAUUAAGGAAUUUUCGCAUGGGUGGAUUACCAUCAAAGGGACUUGACAAGAUGUUCAUGACUGGCUCAACAAUCAAUCACAUUGGUGGUCUGACGAACAUGCUUCUAGCGACGCAGAAUGAUGGCUUUUCGGUCGAUAAACUUGUCGAUGUCUACGGUCCACCGAAUUUGGAUGCAUUCUUACAAACAAUACAGAAAUCUUUCCAGUACAUGAGUAAGUUCGAGUUUGUAAAACUUCACCAGAUUGAGGAACGAAUAAAUUGGCUGGAAAUUGCGAGUGAUAAUAAUUUUCAAAUUUUCGCCUUUGCUACAAGCGAUUGUUCGCAAGAGAACGGUCGGACGAUUUUCCCAAAUCUUGCCGUUUCUUACGCGUUUUUAUUACAAGAACCGCUACGAAGAGUUCGCAUGGAUGUAGCAGAAAAUCUUGGCCUGGCACAGGACGUUUUGAGAAAUGCUAUGUCAAAGUGUCAAAUGGGAUAUUCUGUUGAUUUACCUUGUGGAACACAGAUCAAUCGACAAUCAUUUGUUGUCAUAGAUUGUCCAUCAAAACAAGUCCUCAACAAAUUAUCUUCUUUCAUCUCACGUGAUUUCUUCUCAAGUGAUUUGCACACUCACGUGGACAUAGUAAUUCACAUGACCGGAAAAGAUAUAGCAAAUUCCAUGGAAUACAAAUCUUGGAUGACAACGUUUCACCCAGAAACGAAACAUCUUAUGAUGAAUGAUCACGUGGUUGAAAGACCAGCUUUCACCGUCUUUGAUGAAGUUUAUGAUAGGUUAAAUAAACUUCACGUGAACAUUUUCCCGCCGCUGUACUAUUCAUUGUUUAUGGAUAAAAUUCAUUCUGGUUUUAAAGAUUUUCCUGAGGGUUCUGUCCAUUUUGCUGCUCCGACUUUGAGGUAUAAUUUUCGGCCAAUAGCCUUUGAAGGCUUUGAACAAAACUUGGUGGCUGUAAAGCUGUAA
Xenia sp. Carnegie-2017 is the source of this 986-nucleotide messenger RNA. Its product is annotated as zinc phosphodiesterase ELAC protein 2-like. Bases 45 to 986 code for a protein of 313 amino acids. The record is from RefSeq and is a predicted model, not a curated record. NCBI's taxonomy places the organism in Eukaryota, Metazoa, Cnidaria, Anthozoa, Malacalcyonacea, Xeniidae. Gene Ontology annotation, biological process: mitochondrial tRNA 3'-end processing. Gene Ontology annotation, molecular function: 3'-tRNA processing endoribonuclease activity. Gene Ontology annotation, cellular component: mitochondrion. The transcript has 3 exons.